Molecule: messenger RNA, 1165 nt
Organism: Acaulospora morrowiae
Lineage: Eukaryota; Fungi; Glomeromycota; Glomeromycetes; Diversisporales; Acaulosporaceae
Source: the annotation of a GenBank genome assembly
GACCCUUAAAGACAAUAAGAAACAUAUGUUCUCGUCAUUGUAUAAUUUGAGAGAAGUAAAAGAAGCAUCAACAGAGUACAACAUCAAUGAUAAUGGUAUAGGUGUCGAUAAGGAAUCACAACAGUGUGUGAGGGAAGCAAAACUGAACACUAGCGAACAAGAAACAAACAACAUUACUUCUACUGUAUCUUUAUCAUCGACAAGCACACAAACUGUGAAUCUUUCCGACCCAAAGAGUACCUCUACUGAAUCUUCAUCAUCUUCAAACACACAAGCUAUGAAUCUUUCCGACCAAAAGAAUAACUCUACUGUAUAUUUAUCAUCCACAAACACACAAACUUUGAAUAUUUCCCACCCAAAAAGUCUAACAUAUCUAAUCCAAGGCCUAAUUUCUCACGGCAUAAGAAAAUUUUGUAUUGACGAGAGUAUAUUAUUUAUUAAGGGUAAAACGGAAGGCGUGUGUAGAAUUAGUAGUGUGGACCCACGGUUGUCAAGUGUGUCGUUGUAUUGUGAGUAUGAACUUGGAAAUGAUUACUUGCAUUUACCGGAUUAUUUUGCUGGAUAUCUUAUAGCUUUAAAGAGUCCGUUUAGGUUAGAUGAAACAAAAAUCAUUACCAGACUCGAUGAGAGCAAAACAAAGUUCCUUGAUAACGACAACUAUAUUAUUGAGUUUGAUGAGUUCAUCGAAUCCAGCCUUGACAUCUCUGAUCCUUCUACAGGAACAAUAUCAAGACAAAAAUCUGCAGCUACGCAGACCAGGACAGUCAUGACACAGACAAAGACCCACAUUGAGGAUAAAAAAACAUUAACAUACAUUGCAAAAGACCCCAAGCUAAAAGGCAUGACUCUGACAUGCAAUUACAAACUAGCAAAGGGUUUUGUCAAUUUUCAGGGAGAAAUUGGGUAUCCUAUGAUUGUGAUCUCUUUAUAUGGAAGUGUCAAGACAAUACUUAAACAGAACAUGGAGAGGAUUUUGGUAUCGUCUAACGCUAAAGAAUUUGUCAACAAGUUAGCUCCUAAUUGUUACGCUACUAUAACAAUGUACUUUGUAUAUCCUUCCUCGAUCAUAGAUCUCUGGGAAAAAAAAGUCAUCAUGGGUGGUGGUAAGCCAACAUAUUUAAGAAGGCCCUCACAAUUGCCUGAAAAAAGGUUGUUUAUCGAAUAA